AUGUCAAAGAGCCCAAUUACAACCCAUGUAUUAGACACUGCUAAUGGUGUUGCUGCGGAGGGUGUGCGCACAACUCUCCACGUCUGCAACUCUAUUGAUGGUCUUUCCGAUUCGUGGACGGAACUUGGUAGUGGGCAAGUCCAAUCUACUGAUAAGGAUGGACGAUGCACACAGUUGAUGCUCCAAACUAAUGGGACUUACCAUACAUUGGUGCCUGGAGUAUAUCGUCUGACAUUUGCCACCAAAGACUAUUUUGCUAGCAAGGGUAGCAAGUGUUUUUUCCCAUCUGCUCAGGUCAUUUUUGAAAUCUCGAAUCCCCCUCAAAACCAUUAUCAUAUUCCACUGCUACUCAGUAAUUUCUCAUAUUCGACUUACAGAGGAACUUGA
Molecule: messenger RNA, 387 nt
Organism: Batrachochytrium dendrobatidis JAM81
Lineage: Eukaryota; Fungi; Chytridiomycota; Chytridiomycetes; Rhizophydiales
Exons: 3
Coding region: 1-387 (128 amino acids)
Biological process (GO): purine nucleobase metabolic process
Molecular function (GO): hydroxyisourate hydrolase activity
Source: RefSeq, a predicted model, not a curated record